AUGGAAGAAAUGGAGCCUGAAGAUGAAAUUGCCAUUGUAGGGAUAGCUUGCAAUUUUCCUGGAGGAGAAGGAACUGACAAUUUCUGGCAAGUGCUGACAGAAGGCAGAAACUGUACUGUAGACAUACCUCCAGGAAGAUUUAAUGUCGAGGAAUGGUAUGAUCCAGAUACUAACAAACCAGGAAAAAUAUACACAAAACGUGCUGCUCUUCUUGCCGAAGUCAACGCAUUUGACAACAAGUUGUUUGGCAUCCAUGAUCUGGAAGUGGAACGUAUGGACCCUCAGCACAAACUACUGCUGGAGUGCACCUACAAAGCUCUGGAAGAUGCAGGGAUACCCACAGAGGAUAUUAGUGGCACUAAAACUGGGGUUUUUGUGGGUCUGAUGAAUCGUGACUAUGAGGUCGUAAACAGCAAAUCAAUAACAGAAGUGAACCAUUAUGAUGGUACUGGGGCAGCGGUGAGCAUAGCCGCUAACCGGAUUUCAUACACUUUUAAUCUGACUGGACCAUCCCUUGCCCUUGAUACUGCCUGCUCCUCCUUUUUUUAUGCACUGCAUUAUGCCUUACAUGCAAUCAAACAAGGUGACUGUGAAGCAGCAGUAUGUGGUGGAGUGAGCUGUAUCCUAGAUCCUCGCACUUUUGUGUCUCUAUGCAAAGCAAAAAUGAUCUCUCCUGACGGGAUGAGCAAACCGUUUUCUAAAAACGCAGAUGGCUACGGAAGAGGAGAGGGCUGUGGCGUUCUUUUACUGAAACCACUGAAGAAGGCACAAGAAGAUUUCAACAAAAUAUGGGGUAUCAUCAGCAUCAGUGCAGUCAACCAGAAUGGAAGAUUUGUCACUCCAAUCACCAGACCAUCUCAGCAGCAACAGGAGAACUUACUGCUCAGCAUUUAUCCAGUUCAUGUUGAUCCAUCCACUGUACAGUAUGUCGAAGCACAUGGCACAGGAACCCCUGUAGGAGAUCCCAUUGAGGCAGAAGGUCUCGCCAAUGUCAUCAGUAAAAAGAGGUCUCCUAACCUGCCCCCUCUCAAGAUUGGCUCGGUUAAAGGGAACAUUGGACAUACAGAAUCAGCAGCUGGGGCAGCAGGAAUAAUCAAAGUUCUUCUCAUGAUGCACCAUGGAAAGAUUGUUCCAUCCUUGCACUUUUCAGAGAGCAACAGCAGCAUAAAUACAGAGAAGCUAAACCUCUCCAUCCCAACAAUGGUGGAAAAGUGGGAUGAGUCUAGUGAAUUUGGCAGAGUAGCUGGUAUCAAUUGUUUUGGAUUUGGGGGAACCAAUGCCCACGUAGUUGUCAGACAGUUUAAACACACCCAGCUUCUUUCCCCGGUUAAAAGGCCUGUUGAAUUGUUUGUCACCUCUGCAGCCUCAGGUAAUUCUCUCAAACUGACAAUAGAAGACACAGCUAGGCAUGUCAACACAAGUGACUCAGCAACGCUCCCAAAUCUGGCCUACACAUCUGCCUGUAGAAGAAGCCACAUAAACUACAAACACAGAAAAGCCUUUGUGGCAUCCUCUCUUCAGAACUUAGAGCAACAGCUUCUUUCUGCAGCUGAAAUGGAAACAGUUCCAUUGAAGAAGCCUCCACAAUUAAUUUAUGUGUUUUCUGGAAAUGGCCUGAAUUUGAAAGGGAUAUUUGGGACCUUGCUGAAAAAUGAGCCAGUCUUUAGAGACAAAUGUAAAGAAGUAGACCAAUUAUUUCAAAAACAUUUCUUCAGUAGCAUUUUAGAAUUAAGUGAAACUGACCAUGAGGAUUUGUCGAGGCCUGACAUCGCCCAACCCUUACUCUUCACACUGCAGGUGGCUUUGUUUUCACUUCUGCAGUAUUGGGGAAUUAAGCCAAUUGCCACUGUUGGCCAUUCAGUUGGUGAGGUGGCUGCUGCCCAUUGUGCUGGCUUCCUCUCCCUGGAAGAUGCAGUCAAAGUCAUCUAUCACAGGAGCAGGCUCCAAGCUAAGGUCACUGGUGGAAGAAUGCUGGUGGUUGGGAACAUCCCUGUUCAAGAAGUGUCAGCAGCCCUGGGAGCAUAUUCAGGAAAAGUCUGUGUAGCAGCCUUUAACAGUCCUCAGUCUUCUACAUUGUCAGGAGAUGCAGAUUCCAUCAAUGCUGUUCAGAAGCAUUUAGCUGAACACUUCAGCAAAACAAAGAUAUUUCUUCAUCUUUUAAAUGUCCCAGCUGCAUACCACAGCCACAUGAUGGAGCCAAUCCUGCAAGAGAUAACAGAAAAUCUAUCCUUGUUAGAGAAACAGAAGCCUGAAAUGGAGGUGUUUUCAACACUGACCGGGAAAACUGCCUCAGAUGAUGAUUUUGUUACAGGCACCUACUGGGCCAGGCAGGUACGGGACCCUGUUUCUUUUGCAGAGGCCAUAAUGACUUCAGUGAAAGGCAAGGAGAAUGCUGUGUUUGUAGAAAUUGGGCCCCAAAGAGCAUUGCAGAGGUACAUAACCGAAACAUUAGGGACACAGGCUAAAGUAUUUUCUUCUUUGCAAAUUAACAAAGAAUAUGAGACGCUACUUACACUUAUGAAAGGCCUUUUUGAACUGGGUUUCAAUCUGAUUUGGCAACAUGUCUACGAGGGAUAUCAGGGAGCCCCAGCAAGCUAUCCCAGAUAUUGGUUUGAUCGUAAGAAGCACACCCCCUAUAUGGAUGUCCUCCAAUGGCAAACUCAGGAAGCUGCAAAUUUAAACCAUCCUGUCGUUCACAAUGUUAGCAACGUCAAUGCAGAAUUCAAGUAUUCCAUAUCUCAGGCAGCAACCGCAUAUCUGUACGAGCACAAGCACAAUGGUGUCGCUCUAGUUCCUGGUGCCUUUUUUGUUCAACUUGCUUUGGCAGCUCUGAUGACAUCCUCAAGAACAAAAGUGCCCUUAAGUUUGGGGCAGAUGAACAUCAAGUUUUCAUCCCCUUGUGUUUUAAGUAAAAGUUCUCACGAUCUGAAGGUAAAAGUGGAAUCACAAAAAGAAGCGAGAGAUUUCAAAAUACUGUCCCCAUCAGGGGCAGUUUAUGCAUCAGGACAAGUCACAGGGAACCCAGAAAGCUCCCUUGAAGAAAAGAGCAUUUCCUAUAAAGACGUCUUUCUACGAUGUAAAUCUUUCAUAAGCACAGAUGAGAUAUAUGAAACAUUGACUUCCAUUGGAUUCCAAUAUGGUACACAAUUCAAGCAGCUAAGUGAUGUAUUUUAUUGUGAAGAACUGAAGGAAGCAAUUACCAUAAUGAAGGUGAAAAAGCAGACCACAGAAGAAAUGCAUGAGUAUGUUAUCCAUCCAGUUCUCUUAGAUUGUUUUCUUCAAAUGACAGUGGUAAUGAUCACAAAAACUUUUUUCAAAAAUACGAUAGGCUUUCCUUCUGGAAUAAGCAGCCUUGUAAUUGUUCGACCUUUGGAAGAGGAAAUGAUGAUAUAUUUGAAAACAAGCAAGUCUACUGAGAACUAUUUAGAGUUUUGUGGAUGCUUCACAGAUAAACAUGGCUUUGUUUUGGUUGAGUUAAAACAUGUUCGGAUAACUUUCAUGAAUGAAACUGCCAGGAGAGAAAAUGAUUUAUUAUUUGAAAAUAAAUGGAAGGAGACUAACCGUUCCCAGAUAAUCCAAAACUCAGGAGAACCACCCAGCGUUGCAGUGUUUGCUGACAAAAUUGGAGUAUCUCAGCAGCUCAAAAAACACUUACAUAAAAAUUCUAGGCUAUUAAUGUAUGAAGAAUGGGAAAAAUUAUUGGAUUCCAACAAACCAGAAUCAGCUGCAUGGAACAAAGUUAAAGAAGAGGUGCAGGGCUACAGUGAUGUUUUGUUUAUGUGGGGAAUCCAAAAACUGAAUGAUGAAAACCCAGAUGCUGUUGUUGCAAGUUUAUCAAAGUGCUGCGAAGCCCUUCGACAAGUUAUUAUUGCUCUGAGAGAGAAGAACAGCCGUUCUUCUAUCAGGAUAAUCACUUACAGGACAACAGACAAGAACGUGGACCACAUUAACCCUGGCUUUGCUUUGUAUGGCAUGGGACGGACCUGCAUGCUUGAAGUGACUGACAUCACAUUUCAGAUGAUUGAUAUCAGCUCAACAAGUACCAUGGACGUCUUAGCCUUAGCAGAUGUUUUAGUAGCGUAUGAAGCUCAACAGUAUCCUGAAGUCUGGAUUAAUCAGGGGAAUAUUUAUACUUCUGAAAUCAAGCGUACCCAGACUGAAAAUAUAUACUCCAAUUUACCCUCUCAGAUCUCUCAGAACUCUGAGCUGUUUACUCUUUACACUUCUGAGCCUUAUGAAGUAGGAGAUGUGUUUGCUGAGCUGGAUGAUGACACUGAUAUUCCUCUUGAUAAUUAUAGUGUGGAAGUGCAAACUGAAAAAAUAACUCUCCAUUCUGAAGACUAUUUUCCUGUUAGUGUUUCCAGCUGGAACUUUGGAAGCACGUUAUAUUGGAAUUCACAGACAGUCGAUAAAUACAAACUCUUGGCUCUGGAUUUCAGUGGGACAGUCGUUGCAACAGGUCGUAAAGUGAAUAAGUUCAGUGUGGGAGAUCAUAUAGUUUCAUGUUAUCCAGUUGUUGCAGCUUCACGACUCAAAGUCCCAGAGGCAAUGUGUCUUAACACCCAGAAAUUUCCAUGCUUUGGAAAUGUACCAUACGUAUCCUUUUUCAGGAUAGCAUGGGAAAUUUUGCAUCAGACUUUACCAAAAAUGAAACAGAAUUAUUUCUUAGGCAUUAUUUCUACUGAACCAGAAUCAGUUUUCUGCAAAGUACUUAUGCACUCAGCUCAUGAAGGAGGCUGGAAAACUAAAUGUACAAUUCUUGACAGCAGCCUGGAGCAAUGUAUAGGUCAGUGCAGUGUCCUUGUUUUCCUGCCUCCGCUGGAAAGAUUACCCGAAGAUGUUUUAGCUCGUCUUUCACAUCUCCAGCAUGUAGUGGUAAUACUUGGCAAUCACCAUUCUGAACACCUAAGGUCUGUCAUGAGAAAUGGCCAUGAAAACUUUCAAAUUCAUGUUGUCAGUCUUGCAACGAUUUUUCAGAAAGCAUCUCUGAAACAAUCCCACAAACCUUUCACCAGCUGGAUGAAAUCUAUGCAACUCAAGCAAUUUAAGAAUUUACCUUGUUCCCUUUUUCAGUGGACAGUAAAAGGUGCGUUAUCAUCCCAUUUUACCUGUAAAUCUAUCCCAUUUGCUUUGUUGAAAAGUGAUGCAAAUAGCAGCUGUGUUCCUGACAUACCAGUGUUUGAAACCAAGAGGAAACUGUUUAAGCAGAAUGCUGUUUACAUAGUCACAGGUGGACUCACAGGGCUUGGCUUUGAAACCGUGAAGUUUAUUGCUCAAAAUGGAGGAGGCUAUGUUGUGAUUCUUUCCCGGAGAAGCCUCAGUGCUGAAAAGCAAAAAGAAAUAAGUGAUUUGCAGAAACAAUAUGAACGGAGCAGAAUAUUUAGUCUGCAGUGCAACGUAAUCUUUAGGUCUGAAGUUGAGAGAGCUAUCAAUUCAAUCAGCAUCAUCUUUCCAAAAUUCCCAAUCAAAGGUGUAUUCCACAGUGCUGUGGUCUUACACGAUGGAAGCAUUGGAGCUCUGACUCUUGCUUCAUUUGAAGAAGUUUUAAGUCCAAAGGUUGCUGGAGCCAUCAAUCUUCAUCAUGCUACUCAAGGGAAGGAUCUGGACUAUUUUGUGUGUUAUUCAUCAGUUUCUUCCUUCAUUGGAAAUGCAAUGCAAGCAAACUAUGCUGCUGCCAAUUCCUUCCUGGACCACUUCUGCCAUUACAGGAGAAACUGCGGAUUGCCAGGUCAAUCCAUCAACUGGGGUGCCUUGAAUCUUGGAAUACUGCAAAAUCAAAAUGACAUUCAAAAUCUUUUGGAAUCAAAAGGCAUAUCGAUUAUGCAGGUGAAUGAAAUUUAUGAGUAUCUUAAAACAAGCUUAAUUUUAAACAAUCCUCAGCAAGCGGUGGUAAAACUGAACUUUAAAUCUUUGAUUAGGUACGUUUCUCGAAAUCUCGCAUUCAGAACUCGCAUAUAUUCAGUUGUUAGUGAUGUACUUAGUAGUAAUGCUGAACUUGCAGAACAAACUUCAUCCAACGAGUUCAUUACAGAAAAAUCUGAAGAUUAUAUUAUGUCAUUGGUGAGCCAACUCAGUGGUUCAGACCCAGGUGACAUUUCAAUGGAUGCCUCACUUUUGUCUGUUGGGAUAGAUUCUAUGUUAGCUAUGACUCUACAGAAUCACAUUUUUCAGGAAAAAGGGGUAGAUAUACCAGUUGUGAAAUUACUUGAUCCUGAAACCACAGUUCUUCAAUUAGUGUCAUUCUUAGAAGAGUCAUCUGAAGAGAAAAUGCCUGAAGGAGAAUAUAAGGAGAAACAGAAUACUGGAGGAGAAAAAUGGAGUACGUAUUUGUAG
This is a messenger RNA of Elgaria multicarinata webbii, 6333 nucleotides long. RefSeq lists its product as uncharacterized. Gene Ontology annotation, molecular function: acyltransferase activity. NCBI's taxonomy places the organism in Eukaryota, Metazoa, Chordata, Lepidosauria, Squamata, Anguidae. The transcript has 6 exons. The coding region runs from base 1 to 6333 and encodes 2110 amino acids. The record is from RefSeq and is a predicted model, not a curated record.